Messenger RNA from Fundulus heteroclitus (mummichog), 1381 nucleotides. RefSeq names its product nudix (nucleoside diphosphate linked moiety X)-type motif 5 (gene nudt5). Gene Ontology annotation, cellular component: nucleus. Lineage: Eukaryota; Metazoa; Chordata; Actinopteri; Cyprinodontiformes; Fundulidae. The transcript is spliced from 10 exons. Gene Ontology annotation, molecular function: ADP-ribose diphosphatase activity. Gene Ontology annotation, biological process: ribose phosphate metabolic process; nucleoside phosphate metabolic process. The record is from RefSeq and is a predicted model, not a curated record. Bases 106 to 759 code for a protein of 217 amino acids.
CAGGAAGUGUCGGAGUGACUCAUCGCUCAGCAUUUUACCGUCUCUGGUGCUAGUUACGCACGGCUUGGAUUUCACGCUUCUAACUGGACGUCCCUUCAUGUGAAAAUGAGCAACCCCGAGGACCCUAAAGUGACAACACCACACAUACUAAAAGAGGAGCUCCUGGCAGAAGGGAAAUGGGUGAAGCUGGAGCAAACCACAUACAUGGACCCCGCAGGAAACACCAGAACCUGGGAGACUGUGAAGCGGACAACCAGAAGGACCAACACAGAAGCAGAUGGCGUAGGGAUCAUCGCGCUGCUCAAACGGACGCUCCACAAAGACUGCGUAGUGAUGGUGAAGCAGUUCCGUCCUCCGCUGGGAUGCAACACGCUGGAGUUUCCUGCAGGACUGAUCGAUGAGGGAGAAACUGCAGAGGCGGCCGCACUGAGGGAGCUGAAGGAGGAAACCGGCUAUAAAGGGGAAGUAGUGGGAGUCACUCCAGUGACCUGCCUGGACCCUGGCCUGUCUAACUGCACCACCCAGAUCGUCCUGGUCAACAUUAACGGCGACGACAUGGAGAACAUCCAUCCAACACAGCAGCUCGGUGACGGAGAGUUUGUUGACGUUAUCCUUUUACCUCUUGAUGAGUUCCAGUCCAAAAUUGAUGACUUGUUGCGCAAAGAAAAGAUCAUAGUGGACUCCAAAGUGUAUAUCUUUGCUAUGGGAAUGGUUCAGGCCUUCUUCAAGCCGAGAGAGCUGCCCGUCCUAAAGCAGUGACGGAAAUGGGGACGGCAUCCCUAGGAAGAUGUAGUCUUUACCGGUACACGUGCCUUGGAAAAUGAGGAUUUUCAAAUUCUGACAGUGAAAUUUAUGGAAAACCUGUGGCUUUUUGUUUUUUAGAUCUAAAUUAAUCUGAUUAUCAACGAUCGGUUAUGUUAGUUGUUUUCACCUAAACUGUAAAGAAACAAUGAAAGUCCUUAAGCCUUUGGUUUCAAAAUAGAUUCCCGGAAGGGAUCAAUGUACAUUAACUCUGCAUCUCAGUAGGACCUCAAAGACCCAAACAUGAACUCCUUUUCAUUCUCAACAUGUUAAAGUUUCAGUUUUACAUUCCCUGAAUGAUGACCAGUAACUUUUAAUGAUAUUAAACCUGUUUUAUUGUAGCUUUCAGGAAACAUUCCUUAAUAAUCACUAACAUUAGGUUUAACCAUCUUAUUCAAGAGGCACCUUGUACCUUGUAGGCACUAAUUAUUGUACGUGUAAUAUACCUGAUGAUGUAUUAAUAAUGCGAUUGGGUGUUUUACUGUGUAACCUCCAACCAGGCUCCAAUACUGAGCAUUCCUUCUGUACCCAAGUUACUGACCAAUGAAUAAAGGUGAUACGACUUGUGUUGUGACUGAAA